AUCAAAAGCACAAGGAACCCUUCACAACACAGAACACACCAAAAGCUGAAAGACAAAAAUGGGCAAGACCAAAACCUCUCAUCAUGCAUCACAUCUUCUCCUUCCCCUCCUCUUCUUCUCCACUCUCGUUUCAACCUCUCACGGCGGUGGCAUAGCCAUCUACUGGGGCCAAAACGGCAACGAGGGCACCCUCGCCGAAGCAUGCGCCACAGGAAAAUACACUCACGUUAACAUAGCCUUUCUCAACACAUUCGGCAACAGCCAAACCCCACAAAUGAACCUCGCUGGCCACUGCAACCCUGCAACCAAUUCCUGCACAAAAUUCAGCCCCGAAAUCAAAGACUGCCAAAGCAAAGGCAUCAAGGUACUUCUCUCCAUAGGUGGUGGAGUUGGAAGCUAUUCUUUGUCUUCCGUUGAGGAUGCAAGAAACGUUUCAUCUUUCUUGUGGAACACUUUCUUGGGUGGCAAGUCAUCGUCAAGGCCACUAGGUGAUGCUGUGUUAGAUGGCAUAGACUUUGACAUUGAACUUGGCUCCACGCAAAACUAUGACCACCUUGCACGUUUUCUCAAGGCGUAUAGUAAGAGGGUGUACCUAAGUGCUGCACCUCAGUGUCCUAUUCCUGAUAGGUUCUUGGGCACUGCCCUUGACACUGCCCUAUUUGACUUUGUUUGGGUUCAGUUUUACAAUAACCCUCCGUGUCAGUAUGCUAAUGGUAACAUAAGUAAUCUUGUGAGUUCAUGGAACCGGUGGACUAGUACUGUGCCAGCAGGGAAAUUCUUUUUGGGGUUGCCGGCGGCUCCGGCCGCCGCUGGAAGCGGUUUUGUUCCCGCCGAUGUUUUGACCUCUCAGAUCUUGCCGGUUAUUAAGAAGUCGCCAAAGUAUGGUGGGGUGAUGCUGUGGUCAAGAUUCUAUGAUGUCCAGAACGGGUAUAGUAGUUCAAUUGUUGGCAGCGUGUGAAGAGUAGUAGUAGUGGCAAUUGAUUAACCAAUGAUUUUAUUAUCAUCAAGUUCUGGUUUUAAGAUUAAUGAUUGAGAAAAAAGAAUAAUGUUGUACUUUUCCAAACGUGUUUGUUAUCUGCAAUUGUGGCCACAUGAAAUGAAUAUAUAGCACUUUUUUUUUUUAUAACUUUA
Messenger RNA from Cajanus cajan (pigeon pea), 1131 nucleotides. RefSeq names its product hevamine-A. Gene Ontology annotation, cellular component: extracellular region. NCBI's taxonomy places the organism in Eukaryota, Viridiplantae, Streptophyta, Magnoliopsida, Fabales, Fabaceae. Gene Ontology annotation, molecular function: chitinase activity. The record is from RefSeq and is a predicted model, not a curated record. Gene Ontology annotation, biological process: carbohydrate metabolic process.